Molecule: messenger RNA, 1488 nt
Organism: Schizophyllum commune H4-8
Lineage: Eukaryota; Fungi; Basidiomycota; Agaricomycetes; Agaricales; Schizophyllaceae
Product: MFS general substrate transporter
Exons: 8
Coding region: 1-1488 (495 amino acids)
Biological process (GO): basic amino acid transport; transmembrane transport
Cellular component (GO): fungal-type vacuole membrane
Molecular function (GO): basic amino acid transmembrane transporter activity
Source: RefSeq, a predicted model, not a curated record
AUGGUCACUAUAAUAGUACCUCUUGUCCUCGGGAUAUUCCUAGCAGCUCUGGACGCCACGAUCGUCGUCUCUUCGUACACGGUCAUUGGCAGCGAGCUCAAUCAACUCCAGAGCACCAGCUGGAUCGCUACGGCAUACAUGCUCACAGCCACCAGCUUCCAAGCACUCUAUGGCAAACUCAGUGAUAUCUUCGGUCGCAAGACAUGCUUGCUCUUUGCCUAUACCGUCUUCGCGCUGGGCUGUCUAUUCUGCGGUAUCGCGAGGAACAUGACGGAGCUCAUUGCCGCUCGGGCGCUUGCUGGCGCGGGAGGUGGGGGAAUGUCUACGGUCGUCAGCAUCAUUCUGUCCGAUGUCGUCCCCCUACGAUCUCGCGGCACCUGGCAGGGCAUUCUCAAUGUGAUAUUUGCGACCGGCUCCGUAACGGGCGCUCCCCUCGGUGGCAUCCUCGCCGACAGCAUCGGCUGGCGAUGGGCCUUCCUCAUCCAAGUCCCCAUCGCCACGCUCGCCAUCGUCGCCGUCAUCAUUUUCCUCCACCUCCCGCACACCGACCACUCCCACUUCCGCGCCAAGCUCCGCCGCGUCGACUUUCCGGGCGCCGUCCUCCUCAUACUCACCAUCUUCUCCAUGCUUUUCGCCCUUGACCGCGGUGGGAACGUCUCUUGGACGGACCGCGCCACGAUCGCCUCCACCCUCGUCUUCCUCGUCUCCUUCCCCGUCUUCCUUUUCGUAGAGUUCCGCGUCGCCGCUGAGCCCUUCGUGCCCCUGCGCCUGGUUGGCAACCGCGACCUGAUGGCGAGCCUGAUGACGAACUUCUGGCAGUUCUUCACUGCGACGCCCGUGCUGUUCAAUCUGGCGCUGUACUACCAGGCCGUGAUGAACCUAAGCGCCGGGCAGGCGGGCGCGUACCUCAUCCCGAGCGUCAUCGCGGGGACGACAGGCAGUCUGGGCGGCGGGCUCAUCAUGCAGAAGACGGGGAAGUACUACCGGCUGACGGUCGCAGCGUACGUGCUGUUCGCGGCGGGCGUGGCGGGGACCGCGCUGAAUACCGGGACGGCAAAGCAUGCGCUGGUCUGGUUCGUCGUCGCGCUGCUGGUGCAGGGGAUUGGUGGGGGCACCGGUGUGACGACGAGCCUGAUAUCGCUCAUUGCUAAUGCGGGGCCGGAGGAUCAGGCAAUCGCGACAGCAGGCUCGUACCUCUUCCGCUCUCUGGGCCAGGUCACCGGCCUUGCGAUCGCGAGCACCAUCCUGCAGGAUGUGCUCCGUAAGACGCUGCACCAUAGGCUGCACGGGCAGGACGUCGACGAGAUCGUCAAGCGCGUCCGCGAGUCGCUCGCCUACCUCGAAGAGCUCGAUCCUGAGUCAAGGGGCAUCGUUCGCUACUCCUACGAGCACGCACUGAACACGGUAUUCUGGUUCACCGCGGGGACGGCGGCGCUGGCGCUUGUCUCUUCGAUCUUCAUCAGGGAGACGGAGCUGGGGAAGAGGUAG